Hyla sarda is the source of this 1984-nucleotide messenger RNA. RefSeq names its product coagulation factor X (gene F10). Gene Ontology annotation, molecular function: calcium ion binding; serine-type endopeptidase activity. The record is from RefSeq and is a predicted model, not a curated record. Bases 103 to 1533 code for a protein of 476 amino acids. Gene Ontology annotation, biological process: proteolysis; blood coagulation. The transcript has 8 exons. Gene Ontology annotation, cellular component: extracellular region. Lineage: Eukaryota; Metazoa; Chordata; Amphibia; Anura; Hylidae.
UUCCUAAUUUCCCUUGCAAGCUGCAGCUUGAACUCUUGACUCUUUUUGUCACAUUAGCCGCCCAAAAGGGAAAAAGCCAAUUUCAUUGAAUAACACAGCAUCAUGGCUGUAAAGACGUGUUUAAUACUUCUCACAUUUUUACCCGUUGUCCUCCUUAAACCUGCAGAAAAUGUCUUUGUGACCCAUAGUGAAGCAAAUGGCAUUUUAAGUAGGUGGAAACGUGCAAAUAGCGGAUUUGAAGAAUUCAAAAAAGGAAACCUAGAAAGAGAGUGCUACGAGGAACGCUGCAGCCAUGAAGAAGCUCGCGAAGUGUUUGAGGAUGAAGAAAAAACUAGAGAAUUUUGGAGCAAGUAUGUUGAUGGUGACCAAUGUUCCUCUAAUCCUUGUCAGUAUGGUGGCUCAUGCAAAGAUGGAGUUAAUGAAUUCACAUGUCUCUGCAACUCCGGUUUUGAGGGCAAAACUUGUGAAAUAGUUAUACUAAAAAUGUGCAGUCUGAACAAUGGUGGCUGUGACCAGUACUGCAGGGUAGAAGACAGAGAUGUUGUUUGUUCUUGUACCACUGGAUAUAGGCUGGGAGAUGACGGGAAAUCAUGUGUGCCAACUGAACACUAUUCCUGUGGCAGAAGACCUGGCUAUAGAGUCAAGAGAUCAGCACCUGAGGAAGUGGAAACUCCUAAAAUAAACACAGAUGGUUCACAGAUAAGCAAUGUUACAGAAAACCAAGCUGGCUCCACAACACUUGGUGAGAACAUCAAGCCUGAAAAUGUCCUUCCUGAUGACCCUCCUUUAUAUGAUGACUAUGAGGAUAACCCAAAUGAGAGGAUUGUAGGUGGAAAAGACUGCAAAUUUGGAGAAUGCCCAUGGCAGGCUGUCUUACUAAGUGAAGAUGACGAACCCUUUUGUGGAGGAACAAUCCUGUCCAAGCAGUUCAUCCUCACAGCAGCCCACUGUAUGAAUCAGACAAAGUAUUUCAAGGUUGUUGUAGGAGAGAUGAAUACACUAAAGAAGGAAGGCACUGAAUCAAUACAUAAAGUGGAUAAGACAAUUAUUCAUCCUAAAUUUGUCAGGGCAACCUAUGACUUUGACAUAGCUGUGAUAAAACUGAAAGAAGCCAUUAACUUUACUGAUAACAUCAUUCCGGCAUGCAUCCCCGAUCCUGAUUUUGCUGACCAAGUCCUGAUGAAUGAGAGGCAGGCAAUGGUGAGCGGUUUUGGGCGUCUUCAUGAGCGGGGGGCUCAGUCCACAAAACUUCAGAUGCUUUAUGUACCCUAUGUCACUAGGCAAACUUGCAAAGAGUCCAGUAAAUUCACAAUCUCUGAAAACAUGUUUUGUGCAGGCUAUGACAAAGAGGUGAAAGAUGCUUGUCAGGGAGACAGCGGCGGUCCGCAUGUCACCCCAUACAGAGACACUUAUUUUGUAACUGGAAUUGUUAGCUGGGGAGAAGGUUGUGCACAACAAGGCAAAUAUGGGGUAUACACAAAAGUAUCCAAAUUACAUAAGUGGCUUAAAGGGGUAUUUAAAAGACACCAGUAAUUCCAGGAAAGACCCCAUCUACCCACUCGGCUUCACUGAAGCUUCACCAACUUACUACACCAAAUAACAUUUCAAGAUGUCACAGUUUCUCAAAAGGUAUUAUUAGUGGUUGACUCUUUGUAAAGUCUUGCAAAGAUUACACUAGGUUUGUAAUGAUCAUAGCAAAGUCACAUUUGAAGGCUUUACAUAUCUAAAAGGAGAGUGACAAUUAUACUCAUAGCUCAGAUGGUAAACUAUGAACUUACAGCCCUCAAACUCUUUACAGUGCAAUGCUUGCAUAUCUAAUACGAAUAAAGAGAUAUAAUCAAUCCUAGCCAUCCUGUGAAGACAGUUCUAAGAAGAUGGUUGUUUAUAAGUACUUGUUAGCUUGUAUCACUGUUAGCUUUUGCAUCAUCUUGGCUAUUCAGUAAUAUUAAUAUGUGUACGGCAUCAAUAAAGUUGACUUACUAAA